UCACAUUUCUCCUCACUACUAAGAAAAACAAGUUCAUAUAUUUUAAUUUAUAUGGCUUUCUCAGUCUUACCCUCCUCACCAUCAAUCAGAAGAUCCAUUUCAUAUCCAAGAAGCAUGGUUGUUUCUAAUAAAAUGUCUGAUAAUAAAAUUAAUAAUGUUGGAGAAGGGUUCCUUUCACCUCCAAACAAGGGCAUCUACAAAAGCCGACGCUCCCUUCAAGACUUGACCGUUGCGAGUGUUGCGAGUCGUCUACCGCCUCCGUCAGUGGCGGAAGGGCACUGGCACCAUAGCGCAUGGACUAGUAUCCGUCAAGAGAGAUGGGAAGGGGAGCUGGUUGUCCAAGGAGAAAUACCAUUGUGGCUGAAAGGAACAUACCUGAGGAAUGGGCCAGGCAUGUGGCACAUUGGAGACUACAACUUCCGGCACCUCUUUGACGGUUACGCCACCCUCGUCAAGCUCCACUUCGAAGACGGCCGGUUAAUCGCCGGCCACCGCCAACUGGAGUCACAAGCCUACCAAGCCGCCAAAAAGAACCAAAAGAUCUGCUACCGCGAGUUCUCGGAGGUACCAAAGGCGGAGAACUUCCUGGCAUACGUGGGAGAAUUGGCGAGCCUGUUCUCCGGCGCAUCCCUGACGGACAACGCCAACACCGGAGUGGUGAGGCUCGGCGACGGCAGGGUGGUGUGCCUGACGGAGACACAGAAGGGGUCUAUCGUGAUAGACCCCGAAACACUGGAGACUAAGGGAAAAUUCUGCUACAGCGAUUCUUUGGGGGGUUUGAUUCACUCGGCGCAUCCGAUUGUGACGGAGGAGGAGUUCUUGACUCUGUUGCCGGAUCUGGUGAAGCCUGGCUACGUGGUGGCAAGAAUGGAGAAGGGAAGUAAUGAGAGGAAGGUGAUUGGAAGAGUCAACUGUAGGGGUGGCCUGCAGAAUUAUGUUGUUGUUCCCGAAAUGCCCUUGAGGUACUCUGCUCAGAAUCUUCUUAAGGCUGAGCCUACCCCUUUGUACAAGUUCCGCUGGUACCCUCACAACAAUGCUUACAUGCAUGUCAUGUGCAAGGCCACUGGCAAGAUUGUGGCAAGUGUGGAGGUGCCUCUGUUUGUUCAGUUCCAUUUCAUAAAUGCAUAUGAAGAGAAAGAUGAAGAUGGAAGAGUUACGGCGAUAAUCGCCGACUGUUGUGAGCACAAUGCAAAUACCGACAUUCUUGAGAAGCUCAGACUAAACAACCUUCGUUCCUAUAAUGGUGAAGAUGUUCUACCCGACGCUAGGGUUGGUCGAUUCCGAAUACCUUUUGAUGGGAGUCCAUAUGGAACCUUGGAGGCAGCAUUAGAUCCAAAUGAACAUGGGAGAGGCAUGGACAUGUGCACCAUAAACCCUAAUUAUUUAGGAAAGAAAUAUAGAUAUGCUUAUGCUUGUGGAGCACAUCGCCCUUGUAACUUUCCCAACACCAUCACCAAGAUUGAUUUUGAGUUGAAAAAGGCUAAGAACUGGUAUGAAGAAGGUACUGUGCCCUCGGAACCAUUCUUUGUAGCUCGGCCGGGUGCAAUCGAAGAAGACGAUGGCGUGGUAAUCUCAGUAGUUAGUGAGAAAAAUGGAGGAGCAUAUGCGUUGGUGUUAGAUGGUUCCACUUUUCAAGAGAUUGCUAGGGCCAAGUUCCCUUAUGCAAUUCCAUAUGGGUUGCAUGGAUGCUGGGUUCCAAAAAAUUAGCAACAUAUAUGGCUAUAAAUUGAUGCUUUAAUUACGUUGCUUGGACAUGGAUCCACAAGAAAUAGUGCUUCAACUCGAAGUGCAUGCAUGGUUAGGAACCGUGGUUCUAUAUAUGAGUGCAAGCUGAAUAGCUAGCUGAUGGUGGUUAAAAGCUAAGUUUAUGUGUAUGAUAUAAAGUAGCAUUUAGGGAAUUCGUUUAUCCCGCUGCACUAUAAAUUAUAAUAUACACUUUGUGGAUUAUAUAUUGAUAAUUCAUAAAUUUUAUAGGUUUAAUAAUAUGUUAUGAAUCCUUGUUCUAAAUCAAGAGUAUUAUAUGUUAAUAAAUAAUUGACUUUGAUGGUGC
Arachis duranensis is the source of this 2050-nucleotide messenger RNA. Its product is annotated as carotenoid cleavage dioxygenase 8 homolog B, chloroplastic. Gene Ontology annotation, cellular component: chloroplast. Gene Ontology annotation, biological process: carotene catabolic process. Gene Ontology annotation, molecular function: carotenoid dioxygenase activity. The record is from RefSeq and is a predicted model, not a curated record. Lineage: Eukaryota; Viridiplantae; Streptophyta; Magnoliopsida; Fabales; Fabaceae.